This is a messenger RNA of Gekko japonicus, 2035 nucleotides long. It is a transcript of the gene LASP1, whose product is annotated as LIM and SH3 protein 1. NCBI's taxonomy places the organism in Eukaryota, Metazoa, Chordata, Lepidosauria, Squamata, Gekkonidae. The transcript has 7 exons. Bases 217 to 1026 code for a protein of 269 amino acids. The record is from RefSeq and is a predicted model, not a curated record. Gene Ontology annotation, cellular component: focal adhesion. Gene Ontology annotation, molecular function: actin filament binding.
GCCGCCGCCGCCGCCGCCGCUCGCCUCGCCCCUUCCCUCUCUCCCUCCCUCCCCCUCAGUCGCUGCCAGACGUUGCCGGGGCGGCUGCUCUCCCCUUUUUUCCUUCGCCUUCACCCCCGCAGGCGCGCACAUUCCCCUCUGCGGGCACCCUCCCCGCCGCGGCCGCCUCCUUGGCUUCCCCGCAGCCAGCACAGCAGCCCCUCCGCGCCGGCCGCCAUGAACCCGAGCUGCGCCCGUUGCGGCAAGAUCGUGUAUCCGACCGAGAAGGUGAACUGCCUCGACAAGUUCUGGCAUAAAGCAUGUUUCCACUGUGAGGUCUGCAAGAUGACUCUCAACAUGAAAAACUACAAGGGCUAUGAGAAGAAGCCAUACUGCAAUGCACACUACCCGAAGCAGUCCUUUACCAUGGUGGCAGACACUCCAGAGAACCUGCGCCUUAAGCAGCAGAGUGAGCUUCAGAGUCAAGUUCGCUACAAGGAGGAGUUUGAAAAGAACAAAGGGAAGGGCUUCAGUGUGGUGGCUGAUACCCCCGAAUUGCAGCGAAUCAAGAAGACUCAGGAUCAAAUCAGCAACAUAAAGUAUCAUGAAGAAUUUGAAAAGAGCCGGAUGGGCACACCUGGUGGGGAAGGAGGGGAACUGGAGCGUCGCAACUCCCAGGAGGGCGCCAACUACAGGAGGCCAGCAGAGCAGCAGCAGCAGCAGCAGCCACCACACCAGCAGCCCCACCACAUCCAACCAAGUACCCCUGUGUACCACCACCAGCCACCACAACAAGCAGCAUCUCAGUCCUAUGGCUACAAGGAGCCAGCAGCACCUGUCUCUGUACAGCGCAAUGCCCCAUCCGGAGGAGGGAAGCGGUUCCGUGCGGUCUACGAUUACAACGCGGCAGAUGAGGACGAGGUCUCCUUCCAGGACGGUGACACAAUCAUCAACGUGCAGCAGAUCGAUGACGGCUGGAUGUACGGCACCGUUGAGCGGACCGGCGACACAGGCAUGCUUCCCGCCAACUACGUGGAGGCUAUAUGAGCCUUGCUUGGGUGCCGCCCUGGAAGCAAGCAGGGGGAAGGGCUCUCAUCGUGUGCUUCUCGUUCCAUUAUCCCUUCUCUGCUGUCUCUUGUCACACAUCGGUUACUUUGUUCUGAGCCUCUGGCAUGGCCAUUUUUUUAUUCUUCUGCCAACAUAGCCUUGUUUUGGAGGCAUUUGACAUUGGGGUGUCUCUCUCUCUUGCUGUUUUUCAAACUAUCCUUGUAAAACUUUUUUUUAAAAGACCAGCUGUCCUUCCAUCCCCUCUCUCUGCUUUCAUGGGACUUGGCACUGUGCUCUCCUCCCUCCCCCGGGACCUGCCAUUUUGGGAAGUGAUUUGAAUUCUGAAUUAAGUGAGCCUGAUCUAACCAAACUUCUACAUGGGAAUAGGAACAAGGGAGGCCUAAGGGGAACAAACCCGGUGCCAUAUUUGCUUUUAGGGCUGUAGGGCCUUGAGUAACUUGGGGAGAGCCUCUGACCAAUUUUCCUCUAGAAAAAUUUGCCCCAGGGCUAUUGUUUGCAUGUGAACCUUGACUCCCCUGUCUUCCUUUCUAUAACAUUUUAAAUAUCAGCUUGACAAAAAUCAAAGAGAAAACACAUACUUCACUUUAACGCCUUUGGUGGAACCAUCUUCUAUUGCUUGCUUGUACAAAACAGCAUAUCUGUAAUGUCUACAAGGAAGUUGAAGGCCAGUUUUAAGUGCUGAAUGUGAAGGAUGGCAGGAGAGAGUUUCGGAGAAGGAAAGGGGUGACUUGUAGCAAACACACCCCAGCAUUGGCUCGGGAUGCCAGGGCUAAGCAAGAGCGGGUGUCUACUUUGGCAGGGUUGGGAGAGAGUUGCACUCACUGGCAUUCCUGUGAAAGGAUAAGCAGUCUGGAGCAGAAAGGGCCCUGGGCUUCCAGUGUAGCGUAAGAUCUUACCAAUCAGGAGGACCAGUUUGCACAGCUCCCCUUUGGUGCUCUACCUCUGGGCUGGAGGAAGCAUGAGGGAGGGACAGCGAUAUUCCAAAUGC